AUGAAAUCCAUAAUUUUGUUAUUGUUUCUUGGUCAGGCAACUUUGAUCAUGAGUGAACCACUCUACGCGGACAUUUUCCGAUGCAAAAAAGACUCUGGAAGCUUUCUAGCGAACAGCCAAUACGAGAAAGACCUCAAGACUGCAAUGGAUAGGCUAAGUGUAUCCGUAAAAAACGGUAUCCACGUUGGAAGGGCCGGUGUGGUUUUCGCCUUAUGUUUUUGUGCAGGCUAUUUGAAAACCGGAGAUUGCGCAUCUUGCGUGAACAACACAAUUCCACUUCUUCUAAAGAGCUGCCCAAAGCAAAACCAAGCAUUGGCAUGGAGGAGCAAAUGCAUGGUACAAUAUGGUCUUGAAAAUAAUGUAGGUGACUUUGAUUCUUGGUUUGUUGCCCAUGAAACUAGUGAUAAUAAAACAAAGGAUGUUCAAGGGCUUGAAAAAACCAUGAAGGUUUUGGUGGAUAAACUAUCGAACGAAGCGGUGACAAAGACCAACUAUUACUAUGCUUAUGGAACUAUGCCUUAUGGCUCACGUCAAACUUUGUUCAUGGUUAUGCAAUGUAUUAGUGUUUUAAAACAAGAAGAAUGCCUUAAUUGUUUACAAGUCCGUGUAUAUGGAGAGAUGAAACGGUGUUGUAGUGGUGCAACAGCUGCAGCAACAAUAACCACCGGUUGCUAUAUGAGGUAUGCCCAUGAUGAUUUCCGAGUUCGGUAA
Helianthus annuus (common sunflower) is the source of this 711-nucleotide messenger RNA. RefSeq names its product cysteine-rich repeat secretory protein 38. Bases 1 to 711 code for a protein of 236 amino acids. The transcript has a single exon. NCBI's taxonomy places the organism in Eukaryota, Viridiplantae, Streptophyta, Magnoliopsida, Asterales, Asteraceae. The record is from RefSeq and is a predicted model, not a curated record.